Messenger RNA from Alosa sapidissima (American shad), 1321 nucleotides. RefSeq names its product cytosolic 5'-nucleotidase 1A-like. Bases 24 to 902 code for a protein of 292 amino acids. The transcript has 5 exons. Gene Ontology annotation, cellular component: cytosol; cytoplasm. Lineage: Eukaryota; Metazoa; Chordata; Actinopteri; Clupeiformes; Clupeidae. Gene Ontology annotation, molecular function: magnesium ion binding; nucleotide binding; 5'-nucleotidase activity. The record is from RefSeq and is a predicted model, not a curated record. Gene Ontology annotation, biological process: nucleotide metabolic process; adenosine metabolic process.
AAGCAAAAACAUCAAAUAAGAAAAUGGCAACACAAGAAAAGAGUUUGAAUGAUGCCAUCACAAUCGCUGUGUCUUCACAAACACUAUUCAAUAUGAAAAAAAAGAGCCAACCUCUUUUACCCGGGGUGGCAUUUCCCUUUGUGAAGGCUCUCAUAAAUGUGAACAUACGUUUACGAAAACUCUAUCCAGACAGCAAAGAACUGUUUGACAUUGUCCUAAUGACAAACAACCAAGAUUCCCAGGAUGAACAUCUCAUCAACAGCAUCCGUCAUUAUGGUUUAACUAUUGAGAAGCUUUGCAUGAUUGGUUCAGAUAGCAUUGUGGGCCACCUGAAAUUCUACAAGACUGACCUCUACCUGUCCGAGGAUUCAGAGAAGGUUAAAGAGGCCAUAGAGGAAGGGAUUGCUGCCGCUACUAUGUCAGCCUGUGAAAAUGAGUCGGAGCUGGACAAUGAGCUACGUGUCGCCUUUGAUGGAGAUGGCGUUCUGUUCUCAGAUGAAUCCGAAAUCAUAUUCCAGACAAAAGGGAAGGAGGCAUUCAUUGAAAAUGAGAGGGCACUUGUAAAUAGGCCCCUAGAACAGGGGCCUCUGAAAGGAUUUCUGCAGGCACUGGUGAAACUUCAGCAAAAAUUCCAUGCCAGGAAGGAGAAGUGUCCCAUCCGCACAUACCUUGUGACCUCUCGGGAUAAUGAAAGUGGAAAGGCUCGUGUCCUGACGACCUUCAGAAGCUGGAAUCUGAAGGUGGAUGAAGAAGUCUACUUGACAGGAACUCCAAAAGGACCCCCGCUGCAAAAAAUCAGGCCUCAUAUCUUCUUUGAUGAUAAAAUGUCCUACAUUAUAGAAGCCCAAAAAUGGGGAACAAUCGCUGCUCAUGUACCCUAUGGAAUUGGACAGAAAUCCUGAAAAAAAUAACAAAAAGCUCUAGAGUCCAUAACUCUAUACCUUUUAGGCACCACUAUACAGUAGGUAAGAUUAUGUUUUACAGUAAAGUAAAAAUAUGGAGCUUUGGUCUAAAACUAGCAAGCCAACAACCUAUAAAGCAUGCAGAAAUCUUGAAAACACUUCCAUGAGCCCAGUUGCCAUUGACAAAAGCUUCCUAACAUGCUAACUGGUGUCUUCUGGCAAUAUCCUACUGUUAAGGCUUUUCCUACAUUUCCUGAGUGGUCCAGACCAUACAUACUCUAUAGUUAGACGGUUACUGGGAAUGACCCGUGUGUUUAUCUGUCCUUCACAUCAUCAUAUAUACCAUAAAAAUGAAAUUGAAAAAUGAAAUUGAUACCUAUAGAAGUUGCUAAUAAAAACAUACCUGAAAAAGUCACAAA